Messenger RNA from Coregonus sp. 'balchen', 13197 nucleotides. NCBI's taxonomy places the organism in Eukaryota, Metazoa, Chordata, Actinopteri, Salmoniformes, Salmonidae. The record is from the annotation of a GenBank genome assembly.
AUGGGUGAGAGAGGGGGGGGUAUAGGGAGAGAGAAAGAAAGAGGGGAGAGGAGGAGGAGGAGAGAGAGGAAGAGAGAGAGAGAGAGAGGAGGAGAGAGGAAGGAGAGAGAGGAGGAGAGAGAAGGAGAGAGGGGAGAGAGGAGAGGAGAGAGGAGAGGAGGAGAGAGAGGAGAAGAGAGAGCGGAUCGGAGCUGGAGUGGCAGACUGCUCAUGAGACUUCGUCUUGGGUUCGCUUCGCGCUUCGAUCGCUGACCGUUCUGCUGGCGUCUCUUCUGUCUGUGCUAGCUGUCUUGUCGCCGUCUCGUAUGCUUCUUCCGCUGCUCCUUGCCGUUGCGCGCAUGCUCUUGCUCUGUCUUCGAUUGACAGGCUAUCGUCCUACUCGCUUGCUGCUUUUCUCGCUCAGGGCAGUUCCUGGCUAAUUCGAUGCUCCUCGACUGCUAGAUGCUCUAUAGCUGUAUUUUUCACUUCUCUCCUAGCCAUAUAGAACAGUACUGUCCGGCUUAUUGUGUGUUUCUGUGUUGACUGGAAACUCAUGUUUUGUCUGCACUUAGUGUUUGUUGUCUUUGGGAGUGUCAGUCUGUUAUGUUAUUAGCCUAGUUAGUAGCAGAGAACUGGGAUUGGAAUGAGGAUGAUGAUUAUUAUUAAAUCAGAUUUCAUAAUCUGAUGGCUGUUUAGACUGUUGAGUGUUUCUUGCAUCCUUAGGUGUGACAACCCAGAGCUCUGAUCUGAGAAAAGCAGGGUUUGGUUAUGUUUUCAAUAUACAGCAGCAGUUUGAAGUAUUCAAAUUGUGUGUGGGUCUUAACGGUGCCAUGCUACUUAAUGUGAAUGGGUCUACAAACACUAGAUCAUCAAUGAUGUCACUCUCAGGGUUCCUCUGUUGUAAGGUCAUGGUCAAAGGUCAAAGGUUAUGACACCCCCUACAGACAGAGCAUUUUCACUUAAUGCAUCAAGGAAAACCUUUUUACACAUCCUCAUUUCAGCAUAUUCUGACCUCUGUCGGAGAAGAGUCUUAUUUCAGAGAAAAUUGCCUCAUUGUGUAAUGAUGUUAAGCUCACCCGAGUCUGUGAGGGUUUCUUUCAGUCUGAACAGAAGAAACGCACCCAGGCCAUCAUGGAUGGACAUGGACCAGCGCAUGGAACUGAGGAGGCAGAGGCGUGAGCAGGUGCAUCUAGAGCCAGACACACACACACACACACACACACACACACACACACACACACACACACACACACACACACACACACACACACACACACAGUCUCCUGCGUAGUUCAGUGAAUCCAGAUGGAACAGUGGAUGGGCUCUGAGGAAUACAUGGUACCUGCAUGUUGUGCAGGAGGUCAUGAUCAUUCUGUACAUUCUUCAGAUGUGUGUGAUAGCGUUCAUGUAGGAAAUAUUAUGACCUUAGGUAUGGCACUUUGUAAUAGAACCAACACUGGUUGUUAAUCAAUCAAUCAAUAAAUUGAUCGAUGUCACAAGGUGUUUGACAGUAAGUUAUCAGCAUACAGUACAUGCCGGCGGAUGUGAACGAUGUGAUAUGGAUCUAAUAUGGUGGAUGAGACGUUCAGGACUGGAGCAUUAAGCCCUCUGUCUCCUCUGAGCCCAGUAAGAGGUUUCUGAUCUCUGUGCCAAACUCAUCCAUCUCACUUUGCAUGCACUGGUAAACCUCAGGCAGUAUUGGCACGCAUGCACUGCAGGCACACACACAGGAUAACUGGAGAACUGUUCCCAGACAGCUUUGGGCCCGUCUCCCAUCCCCUCAGUCACAGGCUGGUUAGUUUCAGCAGUGUUGAUCCUCGGCCAAACCUGACUGACUGACUGACUUAGUCCACACUAGAUUCAAUCCGAUCGCCCCUUUUCGGCUAUGCACCUUUUAAAGGUAAUGUUUCUAUUGCUUUGCUCCUUCAUUAGAGAACAGGUUGACUGUGCUGGAAAAAGGGGUAUGAGUUAGAGAUGUAGGGGAUACGUUUACUGUUGGCAGUGUGUGUGUGUAUGAGAGAGAGAGAGAGAGAGAGAGAGAGAGCGAGAGAAAGAGAGAGGAGAGAGGAGAGAGAGAGAGAGAGAGAUGUUAAUAUUUAUUGUUUAUUUCACUUUUGUUUACUAUCUACUUCACUUGCUUUGGCAAUGUUAACACACGUUUCCCAUGCCAAUAAAGCCCUUAAAUUGAAAUUAAAUUGAAUUGAAAUUGAAUUGAAUUGAAUUGAGAGAGAGAGAGAGAGAGAGAGAGAGGAGAGAGAGAGAGAGAGAGAGAGAGAGAGAGAGAGAGAGAGAAAGUUGUAGCUUGGAAUCGAUGUCUUCAAAAUCCCAGCCUCUCUGCAGGCAAAAUAACAGAUUAGUCACAUAAUUCAGUCUGUCUUUAUAGUUGAGAACAAAGUUGAUUCAAAACAUAUCCAGAAGAGAACAAAAUGUGUUCGCUUAGGGUCCCCAAAAGGCUAGGGCCGGCCCUGAUGCCAGCAUCUGGUGGUCACUUUAUAGGUCACUCUUUGUGAGAAGUUGUCACUUUAUAGGUCACUCUGUGAGAGGUGGUCACUUUAUAGGUCACUCUCUGUGAGAAGUUGUCACUUUAUAGGUCACUCUCUGUGAGAAGUUGUCACUUUAUAGGUCACUCUCUGUGAGAAGUUGUCACUUUAUAGGUCACUCUCUGGGAGAAGUUGUCACUUUAUAGGUCACUCUCUGUGAGAAGUUGUCACUUUAUAGGUCACUCUCUGUGAGAGGUGGUCACUUUAUAGGUCACUCUCUGUGAGAAGUUGUCACUUUAUAGGUCACUCUCUGGGAGAAGUUGUCACUUUAUAGGUCACUCUCUGUGAGAAGUUGUCACUUUAUAGGUCACUCUCUGUGAGAGGUGGUCACUUUAUAGGUCACUCUCUGUGAGAAGUUGUCACUUUAUAGGUCACUCUCUGUGAGAAGUUGUCACUUUAUAGGUCACUCUCUGUGAGAAGUUGUCACUUUAUAGGUCACUCUCUGUGAGAAGUUGUCACUUUAUAGGUCACUCUCUGUGAGAAGUUGUCACUUUAUAGGUCACUCUCUGGGAGAGGUGGUCACUUUAUAGGUCACGUCUGUCAGUGGUGGAAAAAUUACCCAAUUAUCAUGCUUGAGUAAAAGUAAAGAUACCUUAAUAGAAAAUGACUCAAGUUAAAGUGGAAGUUACCCAGUAAAAUAUUACUUGAGUAAAAGUUUAAAAAUAUCUGGUUUUAAAUGUACUUAAGUACGGUGGUGGAAAAGGUACACAAUUAUCGCACUUGAAUAAAAGUAAAUGCUAUACAUCAAAUUCCUUAUAUCAAGCCAACCAGACGGCACAAUUUUCUUGUUUUUUAAUUAAUGGAAUGCAAGGGACACACUACAACACUCAGACAUAAUUUACAAACGCAGUAUUUGUGCUUAGUGAGUCCGUCAGAUCAGCAGCAGUAGGGAUAACAAUGCAUUAUAUUGCACGCACGCAAGCACAUUCUUGUGGUUCCCAUCCCGCUCUUCUCCACAACAUCUGUAAAUCAUUGUGUGUGUGUGUGUGUGAGUGUGAGAGAGCAGGGUGAAAUAAUACCCAUCCUCUAUCAAUGGGCCAUUUCAAGCUCUCUGCCCGCCUCAUAAACCCUGGGAAGACACGGCAUGGCACGCUCUGUGGCCAACUGAUUGGCUCAAACGCAUUAAGAAGGAAAGAAAUUCCACAAAUUAAAGUUUUAAGAAGGCACACUUGUUAAUUGAAAAUCAUUCCAGGUGACUACCUCAUGAAGCUGGUUGAGAGAAUGCCAAGCGUGUGCAAAGCUGUCAUCAAGGCAAAGGGUGGCUAUUUGAAGAAUCUAAAAUCUAAAAUAUAUUUUGAUUUGUUUAACACUUUUUUGGUUACUAUAUGAUUCCAUAUGUGUUACUUCAUAGUUUUGAUGUCUUCACAAUUAUUUUACAAUGUAGAAAAUAGUAAAAAUAAAGAAAACCCCUUGAAUGAGUAGGUGUUCGAAAACUUUUGACCGGUAGUACAGUCGUGGUCAAAAGUUUUGAGAAUGACACAAAUAUUAAUUUCCACAAAGUAUGCUGCCUCAGUUUUUAUGAUGGCAAUUUGCAUAUACUCCAGAAUGUUAUGAAGAGUGAUCAGAUGAAUUGCAAUUAAUUGCAAAGUCCCUCUUUGCCAUGAAAAUGAACUUAAUCCCCCAAAAACAUUUCCACUGCAUUACAGCCCUGCCACAAAAGGACCAGCUGACAUCAUGUCAGUGAUUCUCUCGUUAACACAGGUGAGAGUGUUGACGAGGACAUGGCUGGAGAUCACUCUGACAUGCUGAUUGAGUUAGAAUAACAGACUGGAAGCUUUAAAAGGAGGGUGGUGCUUGAAAUCAUUGUUCUUCCUCUGUUAACCAUGGUUACCUGCAAGGAAACACGUGCCGUCAUCAUUGCUUUGCACAAAAAGGGCUUCACAGGCAAGGAUAUUGCUGCUAGUAAGAUUGCACCUAAAUCAACCAUUUAUCGGAUCAUCAAGAACUUCAAGGAGAGAGGUUCAAUUGUUGUGAAGAAGGCGUCAGGGCGCCCAAGAAAGUCCAGCAAGCGCCAGGACCGUCUCCUAAAGUUGAUUCAGCUGCGGGAUCGGGGCACCACCAGUGCAGAGCUUGCUCAGGAAUGGCAGCAGGCAGGUGUGAGUGCAUCUGCACGCACAGUGAGGCAAAGACUUUUGGAGGAUGGCCUUGUGUCAAGAUGGGCAGCGAGGAAGCCACUUCUCUCCAGGAAAAACAUCAAGGACAGACUGAUAUUCUGCAAAAGGUACAGGGAUUGGACUGCUGAGGACUGGGGUAAAGUCAUUUUCUCUGAUGAAUCCCCUUUCCGAUUGUUUGGGGCAUCCGGAAAAAAGCUUGUCCGGAGAAGACAAGGUGUGCGCUACCAUCAGUCCUGUGUCAUGCCAACAGUAAAGCAUCCUGAGACCAUUCAUGUGUGGGGUUGCUUCUCAGCCAAGGGAGUGGGCUCACUCACAAUUUUGCCUAAGAACACAGCCAUGAAUAAAGAAUGCUACCAACACAUCCUCCGAGAGCAACUUUUCCCAACCAUCCAAGAACAGUUUGGUGGCGAACAAUGCCUUUUCCAGCAUGAUGGAGCACCUUGCCAUGAGGCAAAAGUGAUAACUAAGUGGCUCGGGGAACAAAAUAUCAACAUUUUGGGUCCAUGGCCAGGAAACUCCCCAGACCUUAAUCCCAUUGAGAACUUGUGGUCAAUCCUCAAGAGACGGGUGGAAAAACAAAACCCCACAAAUUCUGACAAACUCCAAGCAUUGAUUAUGCAAGAAUGGGCUGCCAUCAGUCAGGAUGUGGCCCAGAAGUUAAUUGACAGCAUGCCAGGGCGGAUUGCAGAGGUCUUGAAAAAGAAGGGUCAACACUGCAAAUAUUGACUCUUUGCAUAAACUUAAUGUAAUUGUCAAUAAAAACCUUUGACACUUAUGGGAUGCUUGUAAUUAUACUUCAUCAUAGUAACAUCUGACAAAAAUAUCUAAAAACACUGAAGCAGCAAACUUUGUGAAGACCAAUACUUCACAAUACUAAUAUCAAACACCUAUAGGACCACGACUGUUAGGCUAGUAGAGGAGGAUGAAGGGGAGAGGAGGGAGGAGGUGAGAGAGGGAGUAGGUGGAUAGGUAGAGAGAGGGGAGAUAUGGAUUUGUUAUGUACGGCUUGAAGCGGAGGCGGAGCCGUACUAACCCCCUGUUCUGGACGCUCCGAUCACCCUUUUUUCCCGGCGCAGGGGUGGAGUUAAUAAAGAGAACAAGAUUGUCUUUAAAUCUUUACAGUUCUCUCUCACUUUCUCCCUCCCCCUCUAUCUUCCUCUCUCACUUUUAUUUUUCUUUCUGUAGGGAUACUGAGGGGGUCGCUCUCUCUGGGGGGUUUCUUUCUCUCUCUCUUUCUCUCUCUAUCUAUCUCGCUCACACACAUAACCAGUGUGUGUGAUCUCAACCUCCCUCCAGUAUUGCAGGAAGUACCCAUCCAUCCAUCGUACCUGUAAUUGUUCUGGAGGUCAGAUCACUGGGAGACGGUAUGUGGUUUGUGUGGGAGGAAAUAGGAUCAAGUCCCUGGAGGACCAAGUGUUUGACUGACAAGAAUUAUAAUUAAUAUUUUAAUAGUUUGUGAGACCGGACCUUGUACCUUUGUCUAAAGUGUUUGCGUAAUCCUGCAAGGAUCACUGCAUAUUCCUCUAGUCCUUUAGCAUAGUGACAGACAUCCAGGCAUGUUCUUUAUGAAUGUGUGCAUAGGGUCUUGGACAGCUCUUUAUGUCUGUAUAUGAUGACUAAUGACUUUAUGUACUCUCUUAAUGACUUAUAUAAAUUAUAUACAUUACUUUAUGUACUCUUUAUAAUCACACUUUGGGACAUAAGGAUCAGGCCAUAUCUACAUGGCAAAUGUAGUGUUGUGUAAAGAAUGGAGAUGGGAUGAAUGUUUGGUUGUUAAGCCUUGGUUACCCCUCAGAGUGUAAGGAUUGUUUGUGAGGCUUAAGACCCCAAUAAAUGCCCUCCUGUAAAACUCAAUUUCUUACAAUUUAAAUGUAAACAACUUUGAACAAUUGUUUGUUAUUAAUAGGAAUCAUAAUGGUGCACAAUAGACAGUUGGCCUAUAUCAUUCAUUGGUAUGGCAGUAAUAAUUGUAGGCAAAAGGCCUACAUCCCCUGUGGCACAGUGGUCUAAGGCACUGCAUCUCCGGGCUUGAGGCGUCACUACAGACCCCCUGGUUCGACUCCAGGCUGUAUCACAAUCGGCCGUGAUUGGGAGUCCCAUAGGGCGGUGCACAAUUGGCCCAGCGUCAUCCGGGUUUGGCCGGUGUAGGCCGUCAUUGUGAAUAAGAAUUUGUUCUUGACUGACUUGCCUAGUUAAAUAAAUAAAAUAAAUAAAAAAAUCCCCAUUAAUGAAUCCCCAUAACUGUAUGUCUUGGUGUGGUUUCAGGGGCUUCAGCACAACAGAUGAUGAUGAGGAGGCGGCUCAACAGCGGAGGAGAAAGGCUUGUGAAGAGAGGAUGAAAAAGACAGAGAUGGAGGAGUCCAGCAGCAGCACCGUGACAAUAGAGGUCAACAACACUCACAGGUACGCAACACAGGACAACCACAGUGGGGACAAAUCCUUGAAAACAGAAAUAAAUAUGUCUUCUACAAAUUCAGGUAGAACCUCCCCAUUCACUCCACUUGUUUUCUCCCUCCUGAACAAGACCCCGAUCUAUAGAAAGAUCCCAUCUGAGAGGUGGUUUCUUCAGAUCUCUUGGUCUUUGAUACCUCUUUGCUUUAUCUUGGCCAGAUCGCAGUUGUAAAUGAGAACUUGUUCUCAAUUGGCUUACCUGGUUAAAUAAAGGUGAAAUAUAUAUAUUAAUUUUUAGAUACCCCCUACAGAUACAAAAUGACAAUCAAACACUCUUAGAAAAAGGUUCUACAUAGAACCAUAAAGGGUCGUAAUGCUUGUCUCUGUAGAAGAACCCCUUAUGGUUCCAGGUAUAACCUUUUCCACACAUCAAAUAACCUAUUUAGAACCCUUGCUUACAUAGAGAUGGUUCCAAAGAACACGGUUGUAUGUAGAACCCUUUCCCUGUUUGUUUCUGUGUUAAUCCACAGCUGCUAGUGACUGGUGUGUUCUCUCCUGACCACAGUGGGACAGAGACAGAGUCCUCCUCCUCCAGUGUGGAGGUGAGCUCCUCAGGAGGAGGUGAAGGAGGUGAGGAGGAUGCAGUACUCAUGGACCGCCUGGCCAAGCUGGAGGAGCGCAGACAGAAGAGGUUGAAGGAAGCACUGGAUAGACAGAAGAAGUUCGACCCUACCAUCACCGACAGCAAUGAGAGGACACCUCCUCUAGUGGGUGCCACCGAGACACAGACGAGGAGAAGGAGGAGAAACCAGCCCAGGAGGAGGUGACCACAAACUCUGGAGUAGAGAGGAGGAGGAGAAGGAGGAGGUGAAAGAAGCACACACAAAGGAGGAAAAGCCUGAAACCAUGCCACAGAAAGCUGAGGAGGUGGAGGGUAAGAAAGAGGUAGAGUAUGACUUCCUACUUUGAUAUGAGUGAGCAUAAUUGUUGGACGGGGGUGGUAUUGUAUUUACAGAAAGUUGUAUUGACACAAAAUCUAUUUUAUCUCAUAGGAAGAGGUCGAGGAAACGCAUAUAGUACCAGGAAAAUGUAUUGGAUUUGUUGUACCCGCUACAACACUACAAGAGUGUGGGUUUGAAAUAUCCAUUAUGCCCAAGAUGGAGAUAGAAAAGAAAGCCGUUGAAGAUAUAUCCAAGAAAGAAGAGGAAGAAAAACAGAAGAAAGAGAUGGAAGAAAAAGAGGCUGCAGAAAAAGCUGCAAAACUCAAGAAAGAAGAAGAAAAAGCUGCAAAACUCAAGAAAGAAGAAGAAGAAAAAGCUGCAAAACUCAAGAAAGAAGAAGAAGAAAAAGCUGCAAAACUCAAGAAAGAAGAAGAAGAAAAAGCUGCAAAACUCAAGAAAGAAGAAGAAGAAAAAGCUGCAAAACUCAAGAAAGAAGAAGAAGAAAAAGCUGCAAAACUCAAGAAAGAAGAAGAAAAAGCUACAAAACUCAAGAAAGAAGAAGAAGAAAAAGCUGCAAAACUCAAGAAAGAAGAAGAAAAAGCUACAAAACUCAAGAAAGAAGAAGAAGAAAAAGCUGCAAAACUCAAGAAAGAUGAAGAAGAAAAAACUGCAAAACUCAAGAAAGAAGAAGAAAAAGCUGCAAAACUCAAGAAAGAAGAAGAAGAAAAAGCUGCAAAACUCAAGAAAGAAGAAGAAGAAGAAAAAGCUGCAAAACUCAAGAAAGAAGAAGAAGAAAAAGCUGCAAAACUCAAGAAAGAAGAAGAAGAGAAAGCUAAAACAUCUAAGCAAGCAGAGGAAAAGCAGAAAGCAGAGGUAUCGGUGUGACUUUUAGGGUGAUUGCUUCCAUUCAAAAUCCUGGAUAACUCCAAUGUUCCUCAUUAGUUUCUUAUAGCACAUACAGUGCAUUCAGAAAGUAUUCAGACCCCUUGACUUUUUCCACAUUUAUUUAGGUUACAGCCUUAUUCUAAAAUAGAUUAAAUCGUUUUUCUCCCCUCAUCAAUCUACACUCCCCAUAAUGACAGAGCAAAAACAGGUUUUUGUUGUACAAAAAAGAAAUACAAAAACGAAAAUAUCACAUUUACAUAAGUAUUCAGAUCAUUUACUCAGUACUUUGUUGAAGCCCCUUUGGCAGCGAUUACAGCCUCGAGUCUUCUUGGGUAUGACGCUACAAGCUUGGCACACCUGUAUUUGGGGAGUUUCUCCCAUUCUUCUCUGCAGAUCCUCUCAAGCUCUGUCAGGUUGGAUGGGGAGCGUCGCUGCACAGCUAUUUUCAGGUCUCUCCAGAGAUGUUAGAUCGGGUUCAAGUCCGGGCUCUGGCUGGGCCACUCAAGGACAUUCAGAGACUUGUCCCAAAGCCAAUCCUGCGUUGUCUUGGCUGUGUGCUUAGGGUCGUUGUCCUGUCGGAAUGUGAACCUUUGACCCAGUCUGAGGUCCUGAGCGCUCUGGAGCAGGUUUUCAUCAAGGAUCUCUCUGUACUUUGCUCCGUUCAUCUUUCCCUCGAUCCUGACUAGUCUCCCAGUCCCUGCCGCUGAAAAACAUCCCCACCACCAUGCUUCACCGUAGGGAUGGUGCCAGGUUUCCUCCAGACGUGACGCUUGGCAUUCAGGCCAAAGAGUUCAAUCUUGGUUUCAUCAGAUCAGAGAAUCUUGUUUCUCAUGGUCUGAGAGUCUUUAGGUGCCUUUUGGCAAACUCCAAGCGUGCUGUCAUGUGCCUUUUACUGAGGAGUGGAUUCCGUCUGGCCACUCUACCAUAAAGGCCUGAUUGGUGGAGUGCUGCAGAGAUGAUUUUCCUUCUGGAAGGUUCUCCCAUCUCCACAGAGGAGCUCUGGAGCUCUGUUAGAGUGACCAUUGGGUUCUUGGUCACCUCCCUGACCAAGGCACUUCUCCCCCGAUUGCUCAGUUUGGCCGGGUGGCCAACUCUAGGAAGAGUCUUGGUGUUUUCAAACUUCUUCCAUUUAAGAAUGAUGGAGGCCACUGUGUUCUUGGGGACCUUCAAUGCUGCAGAAAUGUUUUUGUACCCUUCCCCAGACCUGUGCCUCGACACAAUCCUGUCUCGGAGCUCUACGGAUAAUUCCUUUGACCUCAUGGCUUGGUUUUUGCUCUGACAUGCACUGUCAACUGUGGGACCUUAUAUAGACCUGGUGUGUGCCUUUCCAAAUCAUGGUCCAAUCAAUUGAAUUUACCACAGCUGGACUCAAAUCAAGUUGUAAAAACAUCUCAAGGAUGAUCAAUGGAAACAGGAUGCACCUGAGCUCAAUUUCGAGUCCCAUAGCAAAGGGUCUGAAUACUUAUGUAAAUAAGGUAUUUCUGUUGUUUUUUUAAACUAUAUUUGCAAAAUUAUCACAAAAACUGUUUUUGCUUGGGGUGUUUUGUGUAGAUUGGUGAGGAAAAUAUUUAAUCAAUUUUAGAAUAAGGCUGUAACGUAACAAAAUGUGGAAACGGUCAAGGGGUCUGAAUGCUUUCAGAAUGCACUGUACAUGUACUGUGUGUACAGUAAGCUAUGCUCAACAACACAUUUCUAAUCAAGAUGUUUCAAUGACACAUGUAGACGAUUUAUCUGUGUUAUCCAGGUUUUUCUGCGUUUUAUGUCUUCGCUGUUUGGGGCAGAUGAUUGCAUCCCUCUGGGCACAAACGUCAGUUAAACGUCUGGUUUUUAUGUACAUUUGGUUGAGUUGUCAACUAAUGUGAAUUCAACGUGAAAUCAACAAAACAUUUCACCAUGUCAUUCGAUUUAGUUAAAAAGUUGAGUGAAAAAAAUAUGAAAUGCCCUUACGUUGAUGACUUUUUGCAAAUCCAGUUAGUUUCCCAUGUUGAUUCAGCGUCAUCACAUAGAUUUUUUGGGUAGAAUUUACAUGGAAACAGCAUCGAUUCAAUUGGUUUUUGCCCAGUAGGAUCUUCCAUAUCCACAUUAUUCCAUGCGUCAAGGCGUGGUCACAGAUUACAGAGUGGUCACAGUGUGUUGCUUUGCAUCAUUGAUAAUUGGGGCAGUUGUUUCCUAGCCUGGUCCCAGAUCAGUUUAUGCUGUUUUACAAACUCCUAUGGUCAUUGUCAUGUAAAAAGUUUGGCAUAACCACAACCAUAGGAAUUAACUACUGUAUACAACACAAACAGAUCUGGGACCAGGCUAGUUGUGUCCUCCUGGUUAUGUCACAGUGUUGUUACAGUGUUGUCACAGUGAUGUCAGAGUGUGUGUUUGGUCUGCAUCAACGUACCUCUGCAUUGCUGUCACCUUGCAGGCUGAAGUGGAACCGCAUUGUAUGGCAACGGCGUCCAUUUUGCCUUGCUUCUACCGUCUGCAUAUGUACUGUAGAUAGAUGCCAGUUGUUUGACUCCUCCUCCUUUUUUCUCCUUUGUUCCGGCCCACCAAGGAGAAGUUGAAAAAGCGGGUAAGAUCAAACAUGAAUUUGGAGUCAAAUAGACCUUCACAUGCAUAUUUUUGUAUUUUCUAAAUCAUAGAAAAUCCUAGGAAAUGGGCAUAUUAUUAUUAUUUUUUGUCAUUAUUGGACGUUUGAUGCAGGAGGCUGAGAAAGUAUAGGUGGAGAAACCAAAGCUAAGAUCAGUCAAGAAAGACGAGGUGAGUCUAUCUCUCUCUAUCAUACUCUGUCCAUCCGACAAACGAGUUGUCUGGUUGUACUACCACUUUGAAACAAUGGUCCAUCACUAAUCCAUUGGGAUCUCUUUGCUUUCCAUUGGUCUAUCAGAUCCAUUGGUCUAUCAGAUCCAUUGGUCUAUCAGAUCCAUUGGUCUAUCAGAUCCAUUGGUCUAUCAGAUCCAUUGGUCUAUCAGAUCCAUUGGUCCAUCAGAUCCAUUGGUCUAUCAGAUCCAUUGGUCUAUCAGAUCCAUUGGUCUAUCAGAUCCAUUGGUCUAUCAGAUCCAUUGGUCUAUAUAUCACAGAUUUCUGAUGAACAGAAGGAGUCCACCCCCUCCAAGCAGAAGAACGGAGGUGUGUCUCGCUCCACCGAGGCGGAGGACCAGGAGCGUCUGGAGGAGGAGAGGAAGCUGGAGGAGCUGAAGCAUCGUCGUGACGAGGCGGACAGCGAGGCGUUUGAGAAGAUGAAGCAGAAACAGCAGGAGGCUGAGGCUGAGCUGGAGGAACUGAAGAAGAAGAGGCAGGGGAGGAAGAAGAUCAUAGAGGAGGAGGAGAAGCAGAGGAAGGCAGAGCUGGCAGAGAAAAAGGCCAUAGAGCAGGUGGGUGGGACGGACGGACGGACGGACGGACGGACGGACGGACGGACGGACGGACGACGACGGACGACAGGACGAGACGGACAGACGACAGACAGACAGACAGACAGACAGACAGACAGACAGACAGACAGACAGACAGGACAGGCAGGCAGGCAGCAGGCAGGCAGGCAGGCAGGCAGGCAGGCAGGCAGGCAGGCAGGCAGGCAGGCAGGCAGGCAGGCAGGCAGGCAGGCAGGCAGGCAGGCAGGCAGGCAGGGAUCCAGUUGAAACAGAAGCGAAAUGCUCCAUGUGGAGCUAAAUGAUAAAAACAUGUUUUCAGCCUGUUUCAGACUACUUUGUUCCAUUUCUUGCCUAGUGAACGACUCUAACCCUAACCCUAGCUUCAUGUCCACAUACCAGUUCAACCCUAACCCUAGCUUCAACCACAACCCCAACCCUAGCCUCAACUACAACCCCAACCCUAGCCUCAACUACAACCCCAACCCUAGCCUCAACCACAACCCCAACCCUAGCCUCAACUACAACCCAACCCUAGCCUCAACUACAACCCCAACCCUAGCCUCAACUACAACCCCAACCCUAGCCUCAACUACAACCCCAACCCUAGCCUCAACUACAACCCAACCCUAGCCUCAACUACAACCCCAACCCUAGCCUCAACUACAACCCCAACCCUAGACUCAAUUACAACCCCAACCCUAGACUCAACUACAAUCCUAACCCUAACCCUCAACUACAACCCUAACCCUCAACUACAACCCUAACCCUAGCCUCAACUAGAACCAUAACCCUAAACCUCAACCCUCAUGAUAACAAUAACAACUCAAUGGUCCAUUGCUGUGGUUUUUACAGGAGGAGAGGAAGAGGUUGAAGGAAGAGAUUAGAGCAAAGAAGAAAAGAGGCUGCAGAGAAGAAGAAACAGAUAGAGGAAUCAGCCGACGAAGACAAGAAACCCUUCACAUUGGGCGUAACGCCCAGGGGCAAG